GAUUCAUCAAUCACUUUACUUUAUUGUAUUAAAAUUGUAUAACCUAUCCACUCUCAUCAUAAUCUCUGCAAAUCUAUCAUCCUUGUUAAUAUUAAGAUGAACACUUCCUCUCAAUUUCUCUUCCUUUCACUCAUUUCCAUUUGGUUCAUAUCUCUUACAGCUUUUGCUGCCACUACUAUUCACCCUGAUGAAAAGAAAGCUCUUGAAGUUAUAGCUAAAUCACUUGGUAAGAAGGAUUGGAACUUUGACAUUGAUCCAUGCAGCAAUAAACCUAACUGGGUUACGCCUACGAUACCGAAUGUCGUAGAGAACAAUGUAAUUUGUAACUGCUCUGUUGCUGGUGACAACUUCUGCCAUGUUGUUGAAAUAAAUCUGAAGGGCCAAAAUCUCCAAGGCACUCUCCCCUCAGAACUGAAUAGGUUGCGUUACCUUCAAGUUAUUGACCUAGCUCGCAAUAACUUGAAAGGUCCGAUUCCUAAAGAAUGGGGCUCCUUGACAAAUAUUUAUAAAUUUGCUCUCCUCGGAAAUCAAUUAACGGGUUCAAUACCAGUUGAGAUUGCAAACCUAUCUGCUCUUCAAAUCUUGGAGUUAUUUAACAAUCAAUUCUCUGGAAAUCUUCCUCCUGGGCUUGGACAUCUAACUCAAAUUCAAAUACUGCGACUUUCAUCUAACAAAUUUACUGGAGAACUACCUGCGACAUUCGCCAAGCUCACUACAUUGCAAGAGUUCCGAAUCGAGGACAACCAAUUCUCUGGAAAGAUACCUAAUUUUAUUCAGAACUGGACAAGUAUUAAUAAACUAAUGAUACAAGGAAGCGGAUUAAGUGGGCCGAUUCCUUCUGGAAUUUCACUUUUGACAAACUUAACUGACUUGAGAAUUAGUGAUUUGAAUGGAUCCGAAUAUUCACAUUUGCCGCAACUUAAUAAUAUGAAAUCGUUAAACAGAUUGAUUCUUAGGAAUUGCAACAUCAACGGAACGCUACCUGAAAAUCUUAGGACUAUAACAACAUUAAAACACUUAGACCUCGGCUUUAACAAUUUAAGUGGAACAAUUCCGAGGACGUAUGCUGACAUGAACGGUUUGAAAUAUAUAUUUUUAACCGGAAACCUUCUGACUGGACCAGUGCCUUCUUGGAGAAAGAACGUGAGCGUAGAUCUUUCAUACAAUAACUUCAGCAUCAGCCAAGGGAGUCAGAUAUGUAAAGAUGAAAAUGUGAAUUUAUUUUCUCCCUCAUGGGGACGCAAUGACACAGGAACAGUUUCGUGUUUGAGCUUGAAAUGCCCCAAACCCGCAAACUCUCUUUAUAUAAAUUGUGGUGGAAAGCAAGCAAUAGUCGACGGAAAAAGUUACGAUGGUGAUUCAGAUUUACCUGGACCCGCUAGAUUCCAUGCCAAUCCAACAGGAAAUUGGGCAUAUAGCACAACUGGUGUAUUCGUUGAAAGUAACCAACUUGGAGACACUUAUUCCCCAAAAAAUAUCACCAAACUUACUAUGGUGGAUGCUGAAUUGUAUACGAAUGCACGCGCUUCUCCUACUUCUUUGACUUAUUACGGGUUUUGCCUUGCAAAUGGAAGCUACAUAGUAAAUCUACAUUUUGCUGAAAUAAUGAUCCCCGAUGAUCAAACUUAUGGUAGUCUUGGAAGGCGUGUAUUUGAUAUCUACCUUCAGGGAAAGCCGGUGCAAAAGGAUUUCAAUAUUGCAAAAGAAGCGGGAGGAGUCGGUAAGAAAGUGAUAAAACAGUUCAAAGAUAUCAUUGUUAGUAGUAAUACUUUGGAGAUCCGUUUGUAUUGGGCUGGAAAAGGGACACAGUCUCUCCCAAAUAAAUCAAUAUAUGGUCCUCUUAUAUCAGCUAUAUCAGUGGAAUCAUCUGAUUCUCAACCUGGAAGCAUAUCUGCAGACUCUUCACCUGAUAGCAUAACUGCAGGAGCUGUAGUUGGAAUUUUGGUUGCAGCAACAAUUUUAAUCUUAUCAUUCUAGUGUUUGGUAUACUAGUCUUCUUAAAAAAUUGUAAGAAAGUGAUCAUAAUUGAAAUAUAGCUAGAGUAUUAUAAAAAUUAUAUCGAAAUUUGUAUA
Medicago truncatula (barrel medic) is the source of this 2072-nucleotide messenger RNA. RefSeq names its product probable leucine-rich repeat receptor-like serine/threonine-protein kinase At3g14840. The record is from RefSeq and is a predicted model, not a curated record. Gene Ontology annotation, molecular function: protein binding. Bases 97 to 1977 code for a protein of 626 amino acids. The transcript is spliced from 19 exons. NCBI's taxonomy places the organism in Eukaryota, Viridiplantae, Streptophyta, Magnoliopsida, Fabales, Fabaceae.